GCGCGUCCUGAUGUGUGCCUUUUAAACAACUUUACGGGCUUUAUAUCAGCUCCCGACUCACGCUGACUGACACAUCGACGUGCGCGACACUUGAAUUGUUGUGGAUGUGUCGUUACUAUCGCGCAAUCGGACUUUGCGUAAUUUUGCUUACUUUUGUGGCAGCGUGGAAAGAUCGGGCUAUUUAAUUUUUAAUUACGCGAUCGCCUUCUCUGCCUCUCGGGGCUCUUUUGGUCGAUAAAUAUGCUGCAAAUGCGAAUCCGUGUGGCUGUUAAACACGGCGCACUUUGUCCAGCAGCCCGUCGUUGUUGACGUUUGGUGUUCUUUGCCAGUUUUGGGCGAUCUGGACAGCAAGAAUGCAGAGCAGUGUUUCCCACUCACCGCCAACCAUAGCUGUUGGGACUGGGUGAGGAGGAGAGAGCAAGAGAGUGAAGAAGAGGAGCUACUGAAGGAGAAAGUGAGAGAAGGAAACAAAAGGACAAGUAGAAUUUUACAGAUUUUGGCUUACCUCGAUGUUUCUGCUGGAUCAUUGGCCCUUCCUGUGAGCUGUCGGUCACCUUCUUUUUUGACAAACCCCCGCAACUUCCCACGUUGAGCCUGCAAGGCAGGGGAGCCACAAGUAAAUUUUCAUGGCAGCGGCACUCUAGGGCUGCCAUGGCAGCUGCUGCCGCCGAUGCCUCACACCAUAUUACCGCACUGACGCUGGAGGAAGAGGGACGACGAACUGCCGCCAAGCUGUUUGGGAGCGCCGCCCCGCUGCCACGGACAGAGAGAGAAAGAGAGAGAGGGGGGGGGAAAGAGAGAGAGAGGGAGGAAGAAGGAGAAGAGGUAGGGAGAGCGUGUGGAAACGAGUGUUUGGUGUGCGGGGCCCUGUUCGCCUCACAGGAGAAGCUCCGGCUCCACGCCUUGAGUCACACAGGAGAGAAACCCUUCCACUGCUCGCAGCCACACUGUCCCAAGGCCUUCAGCUCCAAAUACAAACUCUUCAGGCAUAUGGCCACACACUCUCCGCAGAAGACCCAUCAGUGCUCGUUCUGUGAGAAAAUGUUCCACCGCAAAGACCACCUAAAGAACCACCUGCAGACCCAUGACCCCAACAAGGAGGCCUUCAAGUGUGAGGAGUGUGGGAAGCACUACAACACCAAGCUGGGAUAUAAGCGCCAUGUGGCCAUGCACUCUGCCACGGCAGGGGAUCUCACCUGUAAAGUGUGCAUGCAGACCUACGAGAGCACACCCGUACUCUUGGAGCACCUCAAGAGCCACUCCGGGAAGUCCUCUGGUGGCGCCAAGGAGAAAAAACACCCGUGCGACCACUGUGAUCGUCGUUUCUACACACGGAAGGAUGUGAGACGGCACAUGGUGGUCCACACAGGCCGAAAGGACUUCCUGUGCCAGUACUGUGCCCAGCGGUUCGGCAGGAAGGACCAUCUGACACGCCACGUGAAGAAGAGCCACUCGCAGGAGCUGCUGAAGAUCAAGACAGAGCCUCCUGAUAUGUUAGGUCUUUUAGCUUCAGGGUCACCACCUUGCUCUGUGAAGGAGGAGCUCAGCCCCAUGAUGUGCGGAAUGGGUCCCAACAAAGACCCAAUGAUGGGCAAACCAUUUCCCAGUGGGGCCCCUUUUCCGAUGGGCAUGUACAACCCCCACCAUCUCCAGGCCAUGUCUAAUUCUGGGGUGGGUCACCCACACCCGUCCCUAAUGCCCAGUUCCUUGUCUGCAGCUAUGGGCAUGGGCUGUCACAUGGAAUCCCCUGGACCUCUUCACCCACACUCCCAUCACCACCACCAUCACCACCACCAUCACCACCACCAUCAUUCCCCUCCGCUUCCCCCACACCACCAGCCUCCGGCUCCCCAGCAGCAGCACCAGCCCCAGCCAGCCCCCAAAUACCAGCUGGGAUCUACCUCAUACUUGCUGGACAAGCCCUUGAAAGUGGAGAUGGAGAGCUUCCUCAUGGAUCUGCAGAGUGGCUCGCCAGGCCCGGUUCCUUCUGUGGAGCCCCACGCUGCUGCCUCGCCCCCCAAGGACGGACUGGAGCCCACCUCGGGCCUGGCGGAUGAGCUUUGCGGGGAUCCUCUCCUGUCCAAGAGCCCUGUGGUGAUCGCUGAUUCUCUGUGUGCUGCUAACAUGGACUUCUCCCACCUGCUAGGGUUCCUGCCCCUCAACCUGCCUCCUUACAGCGCCCCCAUGAGCACGGGAGGGCUGGUGAUGGGCUACACCUCAUCUGCGACCUCUUCCUCUUCUUCCAUCUCCUCUUCCUCAUCUCUGCAUGCUGCCGAGCCCCAUGCUGCAGCAGUUGCCGCGGCAGCAGCUGCCGUCGCCACGGCACCUCUUACCUCUUUGCAACCACAACCUCAGGAGCAGCAGAGCUCCAGUGGGGGUCUGGGCCUCGGACCCCUGCACCCCCUCCCAUCAGUGUUCAGCUCCAGCCUUAGUACCACCACACUGCCUCGCUUCCACCAGGCCUUCCAGUGAGAAAGCCAGCCCUCGGCCCAGCCCUCGGCCCAGCCCUCGGCCCAGCCCUCGGCCCAGCCCUCGGCCCAGCCCUCGGCCCAGCCCUGCCUAGCCAAGAUGGCCUCCACGCCAGCCUCAGCUCAUAUCAUGGAUAUUUCGGGCUGUGGUUCUUUACAGGGCCUGAUCGAAAAUGUUGGAGAAUUAGAAUAAAUAAAUACACAAAUGAACACUUAGAAGCCUUAAAUGAAAGCGCACAAAAGCCUUUGAUUGAGCCUUAAAAGGAAGUUAAACCCCUUUGAGCAAAAAGGUAAAGGUGAGAAAAGAAGUUGAAGCAGCUUUUAGUUGGGCUUUUUUUUCCUAUCCUAUAGUUAUAACGAUGUAUUAACCCAUCUUUUUUUAUUUCCAUUUACUUCCCCUUUUAUCCCCCUUCCAUCCCCUAUUUAGUAGUAUAGAGGGCAGGAUCAGUAGGCCAAAAGGCGUGGUGCUGCAUACUUUCUAAAGUAAUAAUAUAAAAAAAAAAUCAAGAUAAUUUUAGUGAAGAUUAUCUGUCUUGUCGUGACCCAGAAAAAAAAAUAGUUUGAAGUGGAUAUUUUGUUUUACUUUAUUUUUCUUUUCCAAAUGUAAGAACAUGGUAGAAUGUGUAUCAUCUUGAGUUUUGAACCACCCACUCUAAUAAUUUAAACUGUCAUGAUCAAUACGGAGAGGAGAGAGAUCAGUGAAGGAAUGAAAAAAUAUAGACAUUGAGUCAACAAUUGAACCUUAACUCUAAAAUCCUCCUCUAGAUGGCUAUUCUAGAGCCACAAAAGCGACCCCUGCCUCUAAAAAAAGUGCUCUUCAAACAAGAAAAAAAACAAAGAUGGAUGACCCUUAUUUUCUUUUAACUGUAACUGAAGUGCUCCUAGAGUCAGGUCAGUUUCAUUGAAUAUAGCGCACUAAAUGAAAAACAGACUCUUAUCAUAUAAUUGAUAAGAUACUUGUUUGCUGCCAAACAAAAAGACCAGUCACACACAUGGCCACACAUUUUUAAAGAAAACAAAAAAAGAAAUAAAUGUGAAAGUGUGUGAGUUGGUUGAAAAUGAUGUAAUAUCAUGCUUGCUUUUUUACUGUUCCUCGAGAGAAGCACUUUUUUUUAGCAGAAGGCACUUCACCUUUAGGAAUCUCCCUGGGAAACCUUUUGUCUCCUUCCUCAUGACUUCUAGAGGUUUUCACUGCCUGAGACAGAGACUUUCUCCUCACUCUCCAACCUUCACCUGUCUCCCUUCUAACAGUUAUCUUUAAAAGUUCCCAUGAUAAUGAUAAUUGCAGCUGUUUCUUGGCUGCCCAACAUGCCUAAAAUAUAUAUUUUUGGAAUAAAAUACAAACACAUCUUUAGGCAGUCUUUAAAAAAGAUGCAUCAUCAUGGUAAUGAUGAACCCUGACAUAUGUGAAUGGCAAAAAACAAAAGAAUUACAGUGACAGAUGAGGAAAAAUGUGUUAAAGAAUGUUAUUGCAGUGUACGAAAUAUCUCAAAAAUGAAUAUUAUAAUUGCUUUUAUCUCAGUAAGGUGUAUUUUAGGUAGACGUAUUAAAACUAAGUGAUGAUGUUUUUGAUGUCUGGCAGGUUUACAUUUGUGUGUAUCUUGCAUUUUUGAUCAAACAAAUGGAUGAAGUAUUAGCUUUUUCCCUUAAGCUUUCUCUGUCAUAUCCAAUCUUUACCUUUACAUGUACUUGAGUUAGUAUAGUGGAAUCAGAACUGUGGAUGGGAAAUAUUUAUAGAAGGCUGUUAGUGGCUUAAUAAUCAAUUAGGAUUUGAACUAGAUAGAUUGUGUCAUAGGGAUGCUGACAUGGAUGGCCUAUGAAUCCAUGACUAGGUCUUGAUCCAGUGGAAUAUGUAACCCCUGUGCUGUGAUGAAAUCCCAGCUGAAGAACCACCUGAGCUCCCAGGACCUUAGUGGUUUUGGAUGUCUUGGAGUUUAGAUCCUUUCUAACCAUUCACCACCAGCCUAUAAAAACCUGAGCCCAAAGUUAACCUAAGCCUCAAAGUGAAAUAGGUGCUCUUUUUCUAAUGUUCUCUGUGGCAUAUCCAACACAACUGUCAUAUCCUUAACUUCACACAGGGCCGAGCUCCUGCAUCAUCUGUGAUAGUAAAUGUCGUUCCAGUCAUUGAAGAAGACCCGUUCACUUUGCCUAUAGCAGUCGUCAUGCCAUAGACGAGCCCCAACCACCAUUAAAUGUCCAGUAAAAACAAAUAAAAAAAGAAAAAACAGCACAUAAAAAUGAAAAAUAAAAUACAUAUUGCUGCUUUUAGCUACGGUUGCUGAUAGAUGACAACUGUAGACCACUAGAACAUUCAGAUUUUUUGCAAGACGGACAGCAAGCUGAAAACAUGCACAAACCGAACCGACAAAGUGUUCAUCAUCCCCGGGUCCCAUCCCUUCUGUACUCCUCCUCCUCCUCUCUCAGCUGCUUUGUAGAGUUAAAGGAAAAGGGUCUGAAAAUACUGCGAUAUCCGGAAGAACGCAGUCACCGAAUUCCCGGGCUUUGACAUUCAAAGCACAGGGAGACACAUGACUGACUGCACUACUUGGGGUAUUGCUCAUAGUCGUUUAUUUGUUUUGUUUGUUGUCAUAUGAUAUAUUAUUUUCUGUUUGUAUAAAACAGGACCUCGAGAAACAACACAACACAUCACCUCAUUUUUAUUUGUUUUAUUUUUCUUACCAAAACCUGGGGAGAAGAAACUACAUUUUUGCACAAUUGCUUGUUACAAAAUGCUACAAGUGUUAUCCGAUUUUUGAUACUGUAGGAGAUAAAACCCUGACGAUGAGCAGCUGAUGGCCCCUGUGUGUUAGACAGGUGAAUAUUGCCCUUGGAAGGUAGCAGCAGCUGAAAUUUCAGAAUCAGCAAACACGGAUGUAGAAAAAGCUUCCCCACAGUCUGACUGUUUAAUCACAACUUCAUUGCUGAAAUUGUUCUGAACUAUUUUACACUUGUUAGUCUCCCCCCGGAAAGUCUUUAUUUUGAUGAUGACUCCUAUAAAAUGAUCAAACUUUUUAUUGAUCCUAAAAAAAAAUUGCUGCCAGCACCUUUCUGAGAAUUUACACUAUAUAUUAAAAAAGGCAAGAUUCAAAUUUGAUCUUUAUUAUGACCUUAAAAAAAGGUCAUUUUUAAGAAAAACCCUGUUGGCUUAAGCCAAAUUUGUAGCAAUCAAAUUGAGCAUUUAUAUUUUUCUAACAAAUAUUCAUUUAGUCCUAAAAAAGGUUAAGGAAAAGCUUUUGGCAUGUAUUAAGUUUGUCCUCCCUGGGUUUCUGUGAGCUAAUCUGAAUUCUAGCACUUUCAACCUUUAAAAAAAGAGUAUUUUUUCUUUUAAAAUUUCAGCUUAUAUGUUCAUAUGUUUUUAAUUUUGUAUUGAUCCUGUAUAUGUAUGUGCCAUUAGUUUGAUGUGUAGACUUUAUCAACCUUUGUGUAUUUCUCUUCUCCAAAAGAAUAACAGUAUUUUUGAUAGACUUUUCACUAAUACCCUUCUACAUAAGAGCCCCCUGCCCCUCCUCGUUUGAAACCUUUUUGUUUUUGGGUAACCAGCUUUGCCUUCUCUCUCAUAAAUGUAUCUAAUCAACCUCUGUAGCCAAGUGCUUGAAGAGAACAGCAACAACAUAUCUGUUAUUCUGAGGCGGUGAGAAACAGGACCGUUGUCAGUAGUGUCAAAGCCACAACCUGACCACAACCUGCCAUUGAAACGCUGUUGCAACAGAGACCCAUCUGCAGGCCAUUUUUAGACCAUGAAACUGAACAGAAAGUGAGGAGUGACCCCAAAAUAUAGCACUUACAGCUUACAGCCAUGGUCACCGAACCGGUUGUCCCUGCCAGAAGGAACAACUUCAUGCUGAUAAUGACUCAUAUGUACGAAUAGUACCAUAGUGUUGCAAGAAUUAUAGUUUCUGUUUUCCAUUUGUGAAGUGGGUAAUUGACUAUCAAAUGUGGCUUUUAAUUAAUGUUACUAAACAUAAACUCAUCAAGUAGUUGAAAAAGAGUAUAACUUUGUUUUUUUAAGACAAAAGUGAAAAAGUCUUAGUUGUUGAACAUGGAAGUGUGGUUAGGCCGUGCUUGUAGCUGUGAAACACUGACAACAACAAAUCUCACACCUGUUGUACCACCUGAGCUCAUAAUGGUCAAGUUUUUCAGAGAUGUUUUCAGAGUGAUUCACCCAGGACUGGGUCAGUCAUGCAAGUUAAUCAAAAAUUUGACUUAAUUAUCAGAUACUUUGUGAAAAUUAUUACUUACUAAACCAACAUUAUCACUUAGUAUAUGAUAAUUUUUCCUUACUACAGUAUCUCACAACUUUAACUUACCAUUUGUAUUUUAGCAUUAGUUUCCAGCAAUUUUUUCUUUUUCUGGCAGAAAUGGGCUUCCGUAGUCUGAGCUGACACAAAAAUCUGAUACCAAAUCAGCACAACUCUGAAAUACUUGAUACUGCCCUCUGACAGUAAUGUUGUUCUGUUCCUUGGCUUGGCUGUAGCUCCAUUACCUCGACCUGCACCUACUAGGGAUGCACUUAUCCUCACCCUUUCCUCUUUACUACUAGGUGCAGAACACAAACAUUUUAAGGGAAUUUGUUCAUCAGUUUAAGAAAAAAAAACUGAUUUGAUUUUAAUAAUGCUCUCUCGUUCUCUCCCUCUCUUUUUUGCUUUUAGUAAGAAACUGGGUACUGUCUGAUGCAGGCAACAUCCACAUGUAGUUUUAUAUAUUUCUAGCUUAAUGUAAGUCUUGCAUUCCAACCUCUUUGUGUAUCUCGUUUAGUGACAUAGCCCAUUUUAUUUUUAUCACUUGCUAUUACAGCCACCUCUGGAAUAAAAAGGUGAAAAGUGAACGAAAAUACAAUAUUUGCAUUCACUUACACUAUUUUAUAUAGCAUGGAGUUUAUCAACUACAGGGAGAAUUAUAUAAAUGAUGUGCUUCGGAGAAAGAAAAUGAGAAGUCUUGCUUUUUUUGUUACAUAUCUCACUCACAUGCAAUCAGUUGCUGCAAUGUAAAAGUGACAGAUUUGUAUAUUGGUUGAUCCAAAGAGAUGAUGAACACAACACCAGAACUAUUGACUUAUUGUACAGUACAGUGUAUCCUUGAGUUUUCAUGUGUUAUGUUGAAAUGAUUAAAAGAAAAAAACAGCGGUUUCAUA
Molecule: messenger RNA, 7599 nt
Organism: Siniperca chuatsi (mandarin fish)
Lineage: Eukaryota; Metazoa; Chordata; Actinopteri; Centrarchiformes; Sinipercidae
Gene: plagl2
Product: pleiomorphic adenoma gene-like 2
Exons: 4
Coding region: 652-2472 (606 amino acids)
Biological process (GO): regulation of transcription by RNA polymerase II
Cellular component (GO): nucleus
Molecular function (GO): RNA polymerase II transcription regulatory region sequence-specific DNA binding; DNA-binding transcription factor activity, RNA polymerase II-specific
Source: RefSeq, a predicted model, not a curated record